Molecule: messenger RNA, 1815 nt
Organism: Homarus americanus (American lobster)
Lineage: Eukaryota; Metazoa; Arthropoda; Malacostraca; Decapoda; Nephropidae
Product: oplophorus-luciferin 2-monooxygenase non-catalytic subunit-like
Exons: 4
Coding region: 92-1126 (344 amino acids)
Molecular function (GO): protein binding
Source: RefSeq, a predicted model, not a curated record
GUGUUCCCUUGGUGACUCGGCUGUACAAUACACAGUAUAUCUGGUGUGUCUCAGUUCGUCGGCUGCGAGUACCACCACCAGAAGGGUCGUCAUGUGUGCUCGUCUUCUACUCACUCUCUUCCUGGCCGUGUCCUGCCAUGGCAACAAGUUAAGCCUUCAUGACAGAGUUGCCACAGAGGUUGCCUGUCCAAAUGCCGAAGAUAUCUCACCCUGUACUUGUAUGUUGUAUGACAAUGAAUACAUCGACGUUGACUGUUCUCUUGUAAAAGAUGAAGAAGAGCUCAGACACGUGUUCGAGGCCAGCUUCCCCACCACAGCGAUCCGUACAUUCUUCAUGUACCACAACCAAAACGUGCAACAACUACGUAAUGGAGUAUUUGGGGACGCGACCUUCGUGAACCUCGUCAUGGAAAACAACGCGCUGGAGAUGGUAGAGGAGGAGGUGUUCACGAAGAGCCUCGAUGUCUCAAUCCACAGCAGCUUCAAGAGAAACAAACUCAGUGAUAUACCCCUCGACACCUUGCCCUUGUACACCUCCCUGGAAUAUAUCGACCUGUCCGAAAAUUUGCUGGCAGGGAGCCCGGCGCUGUCGUCUCCCACCAUAAGACAUUUAGACCUCCACGGUAAUGCCCUGGGUGACCUCCCUGUCGACACCCUUAUCGGCAUCCCUAAGCUGACGCACUUCUUCGCUUCCAACUUAGAGCUGACGGAUAUCCACCCAGGGUUGUUCGAGGGGUUGGUGGACCUGCAGGAGGUGAGUCUCCACCACAACAACGUGUGGAUGAUAGAGGCAGACACCUUCUCCACCUCCGGCCACAACCUGCAGUACGUCGACCUACACCACAACUCCAUCACCACCGUCGCUGCCAAUGCCUUCCCUGACAUGGACAAGGGAAGCAGCGUUGACCUCGGCAGCAACAACAUAACCUUAGUGGAGGAAGGAGUAUGGCGACCCUUGUUGGAGGGCCAUGUGAGGGUCUUCCUUCAGGGUAACCCCCUGGAGUGCGGCUGCGACCUGGCCUGGGUGGUGCGGAACAGUACAUUACUAGAACAGCUGCCUCACGCCUAUUGCAACGACGGUACACCUCUCGACUUCCUCAAACCUGAAGACUUCGACCAAUGUUAACCUUCAGUAGGAGCCAGAGAAAUACAAAAGGGGGAAACACACCUGCUUACAGUACACCAUACAAGAAAUACUCAACCCGCUGGUGCAUGGAACUAACCCUACCAGCGGAACACAUAUGAUGCUGCCCUGAUUUGUCGAACCCAUCUUCCCAAUUCUUCCUUGUAUGGACUUUCCAACUUAUUAGACAACAUAUAAAGUUAAAACACAUUUAUAAUUUAUGCUAUGAUUAACUAUCCACACUAUACACUCCAGUGAAGCGUAACUUUAAACCUCAAUCACAGUAGUUGAUCCAGGGUACUCAGAGCUUCCCUGGAGUUCUGCUAAAACGUGUGCCUCUCCUUAACACUGGUUUACGUCUCUGUUGGUGUAGUUUGUGUUUAGUGACAUUUAACUUUCUUCCAAGAAUUGACACUCUCUCUUUCUAUACUGAGGCAAUGCUUUAAGUGACACAGUACUUUAAGAAGUGACGCAGAGUUUCAAGAAGUGACAGAAGUUUAAUUUAAAAAUUAAUACUUUACGUAUCUUUAAGAACUAAACCUCUACUUUCCAUUAAAAAGAUUACACCAAAACUGCAUGAGUGUACGUAUUAGUGGUAACAUAACUCUAAUCAUCAAUAGUAUUUUUGAUUAAUUGCCCCUUACUGUAUUUGUCACCUGAACUGAUGUGCAAUUAAUAAAAUAAAAUAUGUA